AGUCGUCAGGGCAGUGUGUGACCCAUGGCACGUGUGAAUGGAAUGGCAGCGAGGACCCUGUCACGUCGUGCAACGCAAAGCACGUCAGCCAGGAAGCACCUGGCAGAUGAGAGGCAGGUUUGAUCCCAAAGAGCUCCAAAACAAGCCCAAGCACUCGCUGGUUCAAACGGUCGAUCGUCUCAGGCGAGACGGUCUCUUGAGCAUCAAGGAGUGCUCGACAGCAAUCAAUGCUCUCGGUCGUGCUUCUGCGUGGCCGGAGGCCCUUGGUCUUCUCUGCGGCUUACGUAGUGACAGCCUGGAGCCCAGCAGCAUCACCUACGGCGCAGCGCUGGGGGCUGUGCCUUCCUGGAGUAUCUGCUUGUCGCUGAUCGGUCAAGCUCUUCAAGCAGGCACCCCCACGGGUCCAAUUCACAUCACUGCUCUCAUCAAGUCGCUAUCCAAAGGUUCGGAUUGGGCCAGGAGCAUGAUGGCAUGGCAGGAGGUGCGGGACUGCAGCAUGCUUGAUCCCCGUCUGAACUCUGCCACCAUUACGGCCCUGCGCGGGGAGCGCUGGACUGUCGCAGUGUGGCUGCUGAAGGAGGCAAUGUGCUCAGUGCCACCCGACAUUGUAAACUUCAACGCUGCGAUCAGUGCUUGCGAGAAGGGCCAGCAGUGGGAACAGGCCCUGACCUUGCUGGAUGCUGCUGGGGGUCUCAGGGUGCAGGCUGAGACAAUCACCUUCAGUGGUGCCAUCAGUGCCUGCGAGAAAUGCCGGCAGUGGGAGAGGGCCUUGGCAAUGUUGGGCCAAUUGAAGAGGAGCAGAUUGACCGCAGACACAAUCAUUUACAGUGCUGCAAUCAGCGCGUGCGAGAAGAGCGGGCGCUGGCAGCAGGCGGUGCUGGUGCUGCAGCAGAUGCUGGAAGAACGCGUGCCCACGGAUAUGGUCCUCUACAGCGCUGUGAUGAGCGCCUGCGAGAAAGGCCGGCGCUGGGCAGAAGCGCUCUACCUUCUCAAAGAGGCCCUCAGGAAGUUCAGGCCUGAAAUCACGCCCUACAACGUCGUGAUCAGCGCCUGUGCUCCAGGCGGCCAAUGGGAGGUAGCAGUGCAGCUCUUGUCGGAAGCGGCGGACCUGGGGGUGGACGUGCGCACCGCCAGCAGUGCAAUCUCUGCGUGUGCAGAGGCCAAAGCCUGGGCGCCGGCCCUGGCCGUGUUGGCGGAUAUGCGCCAGCGGUCUGUGAGGCCCAACAUCAAGGUCCUCAACGCCGCAGUGGGAGCGUGUGAGGCGCCUGGCGUUGCGCUGGGCCUCUUGCAGGAGAUCCGUUCCGCAGACUUGGAGCCGGACAUUCUGUCGUAUGUCGCGGCAAUCGAGGCCAUUGCUGACAGGGGCAUCUCAUCGUGGCGGAGCGCAGAGGCUGUCGCUUGCCUGGUUGGGACUGCAUGUGCCCUGCUGGGCAACACCUUCUCUUCAGUGGAAAAUCUGGCUGGGCAGCUGGUGCUGGCGCUUGACCUUCUGACAGAUGCUGGUUUCUUCCAGGCAUACGGCUCUGCUUUACAGGAGUUCGCUCGCCGCACUUUGCUUGCACCUGCUUGGCCACGCCUGAUGGGUCUCACAAAGCGGAGGUCUGGUGAGAUCGGAGGAGGUGUGGGUUGGGAGCUCCCCCAACUUGCAUUUUGGACCUGCUCGGCGCUCCGGGAUUCUGUGUUGGAGCGGCAGUUUGGCCUGGGCAACGCGUUGACAAGCCGUGUCCUUGAGGUGCUUUGCCUUCCAGGUGCUUGGAAGCCCAUUGCUGUCGCACAGGCGCGCUCGGAGCUGUACCACUCCGAGGAGGUGUACCAGAGCCUCACAUCCCGUUCCAUCGCCGCGUGGUCCAGCUGCAGUCUUGCCUCCGAGGGCUUCGCGAUCCAGCGCGUGUGCGGCUUUGGUGAGGCCGACAGCGACUUCAGGCUUUUGUCCCCGGUGCUGGUGGAGCACGACCGCUCUCAACAUGCGGAGCGGCAGGCUCUUUUGCUGCUGUUGGAGGAGCUGUUCGUGCUGCCAGGCCACAGCCAGAUGCGGGCGGCCGGUUUUCAGUCCAGGCCGCAGGAGGCUGUUGUCGUCACGCCGCGUCUGCCAGCCAAAGCAUAUGCGCUGCCAGCCACCCGAUCCCAAACGAGCGCGGAUCAGCGGUUUCUCCCGGGCUGCGGGCUGCGUGUCGCCACAGGCUUGGAUUGGCGCAGACGGCGGACUCAAGAGCUGGAUGCAAGCCGGGGAGCUGGAGGGCUACUCUAUGCUAAUGCUGCUGACAUGAGGCCUGCAGGAGUGUCAACAAAACAUCAGAGCGAAGUUUGCUUAAGAGGAUGGCAUGCUUACAAGCAGACAGUUCGGAACAUGGCCCCUACAUCAAACAGUUCGGAUGCGCUCACGGCAUCUUGUCCUGACAUGCGCGCUCUUCUCACUGCCUAA
Messenger RNA from Effrenium voratum, 2422 nucleotides. The record is from the annotation of a GenBank genome assembly. NCBI's taxonomy places the organism in Eukaryota, Dinophyceae, Suessiales, Symbiodiniaceae.